This is a messenger RNA of Phanerochaete carnosa HHB-10118-sp, 243 nucleotides long. RefSeq lists its product as uncharacterized. The transcript has 2 exons. NCBI's taxonomy places the organism in Eukaryota, Fungi, Basidiomycota, Agaricomycetes, Polyporales, Phanerochaetaceae. The annotation marks the transcript as partial. The record is from RefSeq and is a predicted model, not a curated record.
CGCGAGCGGCUCGAGGGGGAAGUCAAGCAAUACGAAAUCAAAGUGCUGAACAUGCGCCAGGCGAUGGACGAGCUGCAAACGUCUGAAAACGAUCUCCAACUUGCGAAGCGCCGCGUCGAGCGCGAGGCGGCGGACUUCAAGCAGAAGGCACUUAACCUCGAGCGCGAAGUUGAACGUCUGCGAAGCCGUCUCGACCGCCCCUCUUCCGUCGUCGCGGGCUCGCCCGCCAGCUCGCCGCGCAAA